AUUUACUUCUAAACACAAAGCUCAUAUCUUGUUCCAUGUUUAAACCCACAAUGUUACUUUUUUGCUGCUAUGCUACCACCUGGUGAUAGUAGCAGUGUUGGGGUCCUUAUAAAUUUCAGGUGAGGGGAAAAAAUUAAAUCUGUGGAAGAGCCUUAACAUUUUUCAUCAUGUCCAGUGAUACAGACUAAAUGAAUAGGAGAGUUAAUGUAUAAAAAUGGACCCACAAGAGAAUUUUAUAGCACAAGUGCCGUAUAUUCCUCUUUAAUUACAUGCCAUUUGAUGCAACGAGUGCAUCCUGUGAUGUUACCAUAACGGAAGCUUCUGUGUUUUAAUAACUACAUAUUUCUGUCUGUCUGUCUAUCCACACACAAGCAUGAAGUAGUCAUUGCAGUUCUGUAAAAAAUGGAUUUGAAUGAAAGCUCUUUUUUGUUCUAAUUUCCACAUAGAAACCUCAUGCAAUAUGCACACCUACAUUUCUUCCUCACAGAAGAUCUGUGAGAGGAACGAGACAGAGAUUGACUACUCCAAAGGCUUUGUAGGGCUUCAUAGUUGUGUAUAGAUGUGAAUCUGAGCCUCAUGAAUCCUAAUCCAACGCCUUCUUUAAAAAAAGUACAUCUGUGUAAUUUUUGCGCGUAACUGAUGAAAGGAACAGGAGUGGGGAAAGGAAGUACUCUUUUCAAGUCUCCUUAACACUUCGUUUUGCACAUAUGAAUCCUUUCGUUGCAAGAUGGUUAAGAAAUGUUUAAAUAGAAGGAAAAUUGCAAAAAGAAGUGAUUUGUAUAGAAAGGAGUGUGUGGGGGAGAGGCCUUCGCAAGGGCGUCUUGGUGUGGUCAAAAUAGGAAGUGAGAUGCAGAGCUCUCCAGCACAGCAUGUUGACAGAAAGCCACAGAGGACGUGAAGUAACAGGCAGCAUGGGACACACCAGCGGAAAAAGAUGGACUCUCCAAGUGGCAUUUCUCCUCUGCUUUGGUCCAGGUUUUCUGCCAUCUUCCAGAGCGCUAUGUUUCAACAUCAUUGACACAGAUACUCCAAUGAUAUUCCCAGGUGACAAAGCGAACCAGUUUGGCUAUCGUGUUGUUCCAGUGAGAGCUAGUGGAGCAUCCUGGUUGCUAGUCAGUGCUCCCUUUUCAGAGAACCAUACGGGGUCACUCUUCCGCUGCUCGUAUCAUACAGAGAUGUGCCAACGAAUAGAUCUCAAUCACCAUUCUGGGAUAUCUCUGGGCCUCUCGCUGACUGCAGAUGAGGAGACCCAUUCCAAAAUAAUAGCUUGUGGUCCAACUUGGGAGCGCCGGUGUGGGGAUAUUAAUUCUUUGAACGGCAUCUGCUAUAUCAUGAGCAACGCUGACCAGGAGUUGAAAGAGAUUCAUCCUGCUGCUCAAGAGUGUUUUAACGGUGUGGAUGCUGCAAUCUUAUACGAUGACUCCUACAGCAUUCGGGAUGAGAACGGUGACUUCAGUACCAUGAUAGAUUUCCUUGUGAAACUAAUGGAUUCUGUGCGGGAAAAAGAUGUACAGUUUGCUGUGGUCCAGUACUCUACUGAACAUAAUCUUAUUUUUGAUUUUGCUAUGUAUAACGAAAGUAGAGACAAGGUCAACAAAACUAUCCAUAGUUUCCAACGUCACAAAGAAAAAACCUUCACCCCCUCGGCCAUCCGCUAUGUAGCGGAAGAGAUCUUCACCUCUCGACAUGGCAUGCGACCUGAUAGCAAGAAAAUCCUCAUCGUUCUGACUGAUGGCAACUCCAAUGACAUAAACACUGCAUUUGAAACAGCAAAUGUGGCUGCUGAUAGAAAAAAUAUCACCCGCUAUGCCAUUGGGGUGGGUAAGGAAAUCAGUAAAGAUGAGCUGCAUACAAUUGCCUCCUCAGGAGAGAAUGUUUUCCAGGCAGAAAAUUUCAAUGCGCUUCAUACACUUCAAAGAGAGUUGCAAAAUAAGGUUUUUGGCAUUGAAGGAACCUCAAAAAAUGUAACCUUCAGCUCAUUCCAGAAAGAAUUUUCACAAGGCGGAUUCAGCACUCUUCUCACUGCGGAGCAUGUGGUGUCUGGAACUGUUGGCACUUAUGAAUGGUCUGGAGGCCUGGAGGAAGAGGUUUUGACAGGCCCUCCCCAAAUCAACUUCAUGAACGUGUCGGAUAAAAGCUCCCUGUAUUCUUACCUGGGUUAUUCCAUGGCUCUGGCUCAUCAUGGCCAAAGGAUGUUCUACAUAGUUGGGGCACCACGAUAUGAGCACAUUGGGAAAGUGUUUGCCUUUGAAAAACAAAGCAGGAUGUUAGUGGGGAGUGUUGGGGGUGAUCAGAUUGGUUCUUAUUUUGGUGCUGAGCUCUCUGUCGUGGACCUUAAUGGGAAUGGACAUACCGAUCUCAUUCUGAUCGGGGUUCCCUUUUAUUACAAUGGGACACAAGGAGGCCUUGUCGAAGUCUGCGCCUUUAAUGAGACGGGUGGCCUUAGUCGCCUCCAGAUCCUUCGUGGGCUUCCUGGCAAUGCAUUUGGCAGGUUUGGGAGUGCACUCUCCUCAUUGGGAGACAUUACUGGGGAUGGCCUGGCUGAUGUGGCAGUAGGUGCUCCCUUGGAGGGUGAAGAAGAACGUGGAGCCAUUUACAUCUUCCUGGGAGAAGUGGGGAGACUCCGGGAUGUGCACAGCCAGUGCAUCGCUGCUGCCUCUUUGUCUCCUGUGCUCCAUUUUUUUGGACAGUCCAUCCAGGGAAGGUUGGAUCUAAGUGGAGAUGAACUGACCGACUUAGCUGUUGGAGCGCUAGGAAGUGCAGUGAUACUUCGAUCCAGGCCUGUUUUCACCGUCAUCCUUUCACUGAGUUUCUCUCCUUCUCCGAUCCCCCUGGAUGACCCUUCCUGUGGAAGUGGGAAACAUUUGGGUAUUGGGCCUCGUGGAAACCUCAGCAUUUGCUUCACAUUGAAACCGAUUAGUCCAAAACAAAAUAGUGGUUCCCUCAAGGAAUGUACUGCAUUCAUUCCAGUUUGUCCUGCUCCUUGA
Molecule: messenger RNA, 2987 nt
Organism: Anolis carolinensis (green anole)
Lineage: Eukaryota; Metazoa; Chordata; Lepidosauria; Squamata; Anolidae
Product: integrin alpha-X-like
Exons: 17
Coding region: 870-2987 (705 amino acids)
Biological process (GO): cell-cell adhesion; integrin-mediated signaling pathway; cell-matrix adhesion
Cellular component (GO): external side of plasma membrane; integrin complex
Molecular function (GO): integrin binding
Source: RefSeq, a predicted model, not a curated record